Molecule: messenger RNA, 324 nt
Organism: Lactuca virosa
Lineage: Eukaryota; Viridiplantae; Streptophyta; Magnoliopsida; Asterales; Asteraceae
Source: the annotation of a GenBank genome assembly
AUGAGGCGUCAUGCAUUGGAUUCUUUUGUUAAUAGGAUUCCAUUCCAUCGAUUUCGGGUCUAUCUGCUCCAAAGAAUUUCACGGUUUAUAUUUGGACUCGAACAAGCUGAAGCUCUGAUAUGCAAAAUGGAUCUUAAGGCGAGAAGCUUGAAGCCAAAUGUGAAAGCUGUGCUCCUUGCCAAACUAAGGGAAUGCAAAUCUGAUCUGAAUAAUUUGAAGAGUGAAGUUAAACGACUUGCAUCAGACAACAUAAACCAGGCUGCAAGAGAUGAUUUGUUGGAAUCAAGAAUGAUAGAUGCAUCAUUGAGAACUAUUAGAGGAUAA